CCCCUGCCGCGGACCCUGGAGCUGUUCUACGACGUGCUGUCCCCCUACUCCUGGCUGGGUUUCGAGGUGACGCCGGGCCUGGGAGGGCGAGGGCCGAGGGAAGGGCCAGCGCAGGACGCAGGGCCCACGGUCUCCGCAGUUGCUGGCGCUGCCCAGAGGAGUUUAGGACAUGCCGGCAGAGCCAGGGCUGAAGGUCACUUCGUGUUUGUGACUCGGCUACAGUCGCUGGCUCCGCUCCAGCCCUCACAUCCUCAGGCAGUGCUUCCCCACAGCGGUCUGGAAAAGGGUCAGCCCCGAACAAUCCAGGAAAAAACCUCGGCACCGCCACCUCUUAGCCUUCUGGUGUCAGUUUGGGCUGUGGGGAGGGUGGAAACUGUCCGCACGAACUAAGGUCCUGGGGUAGAAUUCUAGGAGUGAGAGAGUUUUGCCUUUUCAAACCCAGCGAUUUAGGGUUUCCCCUGACCCUUACGUUGCUUCCAGAGCCUCUGGCUAAUCAGUUGCCAUGCAACACCCGUCCCUUUCCCUCUGCCGUGUUCACACCUUCCAUCCUGCUCGUGGGCUCGGAUCUUCGCCUGCGCUCCUGCAGAUCCUGUGCCGGUAUCAGAACAUCUGGAACGUCAGCCUGCAGUUGCGUCCGACCCUCAUUGCAGGGAUCAUGAAAGACAGUGGGAACAAGGCGCCCGCUCUACUCCCGCGCAAGGCCAAGUACUUGUCAGGUGACCUUAAGCUCCUGGCACAGCAUAUGCAGGUUCCCAUCCAGUUCCCCAAGGAUUUCCUCUCUGUGAUCCUUGAUAAAGGAAGUUUGUCAGCCAUGCGCUUCCUCACGGCUGUGAACUUGGAGCACCCGAAGAUGCUGGAGAAAGUGUCCAGGGAACUGUGGAUGCGCGUCUGGUCACGGGAUGAAGACAUCACGGAGCCUCAGAGCAUCCUGGCAGCGGCAGAGAAGGCUGGCAUGUCGACAGAACAAGCCCGGGGACUUCUGGAAAAGAUAGCAACGCCGCAGGUGAAGAACCAGCUCAAGGAGACCACCGACAAGGCCUGCAAAUACGGGGCCUUUGGGCUGCCUGUCACCGUGGCCCACUUGGAUGGCCAAACCCACAUGCUCUUUGGCUCUGACCGGAUGGAGCUGCUGGCACACCUGCUGGGAGAGAAGUGGAUGGGCCCGGUGCCUCCAGCCGCGGCUGCCAGACUUUAAGGAUGCCCAGAGGAAGCACAACCAGUGGUAUAAAAAGCAGACCAUCUGCUUACCCCUCCACCGAGGGGCGCUGGGAUGGAGGUUCCUCUGGCGCUGGCUGUGGGGCGUCCUCCGAGUCACUCUCGGCUGCUUUUGCUUCUGUGCCUCCCGGGUGCCUUGCGAGAGCCCCAAGCUCUGCCUUCGCACAGAAUAAACCUAAUGCCCUUAGACACACUAUCUCUGGUGUCCGUGUUCCUCGUUCCUGCGGCAGCACACUUCUGCUCCGGGUGUUUG
Molecule: messenger RNA, 1468 nt
Organism: Molossus molossus (Pallas's mastiff bat)
Lineage: Eukaryota; Metazoa; Chordata; Mammalia; Chiroptera; Molossidae
Gene: GSTK1
Product: glutathione S-transferase kappa 1
Exons: 7
Coding region: 503-1195 (230 amino acids)
Biological process (GO): glutathione metabolic process
Cellular component (GO): peroxisome; mitochondrion
Molecular function (GO): glutathione transferase activity; glutathione peroxidase activity
Source: RefSeq, a predicted model, not a curated record